Closterium sp. Yama58-4 is the source of this 6129-nucleotide messenger RNA. NCBI's taxonomy places the organism in Eukaryota, Viridiplantae, Streptophyta, Zygnematophyceae, Desmidiales, Closteriaceae. The record is from the annotation of a GenBank genome assembly.
AUGGUCCGCGUCGCGCAGGAUCCGGUGCGCCCGCCGGCGGACACGCUGGCGCGCACCCUGGCGCGCACGGCUAUGGUGCCGGACAAGGCUACACUGGCGGCGGCGGAAGCAGCGGUUAUGGCGGGCACGGGUAUGCGGGGGGAGGUGGCGCACCUAGGGGCCCGCGCGGAGGCAGGGCGCCCCCCCGUGAACCCCGCCGUUGCUGAGGCUGGCGCGCGGGCUGUGCGGUGGCUAGAAGAGGUAUCGGAGGGAAUUUGCGCUGACGUGGCGUUGCGCGGAGCGGCCAGCGAUUCUGGAGCCAGUCGUUUACCGACAGCUGGCGGCGAUGUGGCGUCGCUACUCCAGUCACCCAUGGCCCCUCAGCUGCUCGCGUGGGAGCCUACCGCCGGUCGCAUCUGGAUGCUGCUGGAACGCCUGCUCGCUCACAGGGAUGCUGUCAUCCAAUCAGCAGCCGCCUCCGCCAUCGGGGUUGCAGCGGCGGUCCGUCUGCCAUCCGAGUCAAUCGCUCUCUCUCCAGGCGCUGCAGGACUGCCAGCUGUUGCUGCCUCAUUUGCAGGAGCGGAGCGUCUCUUUGCGUGGGCCCUCCCCCAGCUCACUGAUCCCAAUGCUGACGUGGCAAACACGCGCCUCGCCCUGCUGGCAGCUGCCCCGUUCUGCCAGCUGGCACCCGCGCCUUUAGCACCCGAAGCUGAUCCAAAGUCAGUCCCAACUGUUGCACCGGCAGGAGCAGCCACAGCAGCAGCAGCAGCAGCAGCAGCAGCAGCAGCAGCAGCAGCAGCAGCGGCGGCGGCAGCGGCGGCAGCAUCAGAGCCGUACGUCUCCAGUUGUGUGCAGGCCUGUCAGGGCCUGCUAGAGGACGAAGGAACGCCGCCCACCCUCCUGCCACCCAUCCUCUCCGUCCUCGUCGCCGUCGCAGAGCGCUUUCCCGGAACCUUCUUGCAGCAGUUUGAAGAAAUUAUCGACCUGCUGCUGGGGUGGGCCAUGGAGCCGUCAGUUCUGCCGGCUAGCCGGCAGCUUAUCAGCGACUGCUUCCUGCGGUUCGGCCGGCAGUGGCGGGAGAAGGGAACUUUCACUCGAAACGUGCUGCUGAAACUGGUGGGGGAUAUUGAGACAGAGGUGAAAACAGGCUGGCGAGGCAUCCCUAGCCCCAGCAGAGAUGUCACCCCGACAGGUGCGGUCAGGGGUGUGAGUGGCGGGGUUAUAGGGAAUGCAGCAGUUAAGCAAGGGAGUGCUUCCAAGGGGCAGGAUGAUGGGUCGUGGCAUCAGGUGGUUUCUUUGGAGAGCCUGUUCCGGCGCUGGCUGGCGCUGCUGAGAGAUCUCCUGCAGGUGGACAUUCAGGUGGAUUCUCAGGUGGAUUCUCAGGUGGAGGGAGGAGACGGCGGGAAAGCAGUGCCAGUGGCAGCAGGUGAUGCUGGUGUGGGAGGACGGGGAGCGGGGACAGCAGGUGGAGGGGAAUCAGUAGGAGGGGGAGGGCAGGUGAGGAGGGUGCCGGUGGGGAGGGCAGGUGUGGCACGGGUGGCAUGGGUGGCGGAGUGGUGGGCGGUGUUGCCUGUCUUCAUCUGGGCGCUCUGUGCGCAUGGUGGUAACCCGCAGCAGCACUCGUGGAAAGGCACUUGGAAAGGGAGACAACAGCAGCAACAGCGCGAAGAUCCGCCGCCUCGUUACUCUCCGGUUCAGCAGUUUCUGAGAAGCUUCUACGUGCCAGCUGUCGCGCCUCUCCUGAACGCCGUCGCCAGCACGCGCCUCUUCCCGCCACCCGCCCUCGCCGCCGUGCUGCGCUGCCACCUGGCAGCGCUUGAUUCGCUGCGGGGGCUCUGUGUGGCGGAGCUGCAGGCUCAACUGGGGGAGGUGGCAUCUGUCAAGCAACACGCAGCUGACCUGUCGCCGUGUGCUGACGUGGCGGAGUGGGAUUGGACGGCGGAGGAAGCGGAGGCGCUGCUGCGGUUUGACCUGGUGGCUCUGUCCUCGGGAGUGACACAAGGGGCUCUGCUGUGCGCUGACAGCAUCAAAGCAAAUACAGCAGCAGCAGCACCAGCAGCAGCAGCAGCAGCAGCAGCAGCGGUGGCGGCAGCGGCAGCAGCAGCACCAUCAGCGGCACAGCAAAUGGCGGCAGGCAUUUCCUUGCUGCUUCGUGCCCUUUUGUCAGACUACCGCCGCUGGACUCACCGCCUCUGGCCACUCCCGCGCUGCCAGGUGGCGGCGUUUCACGGGCUGAGGACCGCCUCUCAGGCAGCGUUCCGAGGCGAGUGCAUGCUGGUGGGUUUCGAUGCGACGACUACUGCAAGCACAUCCGCUGGAGCCACUGCCGCAAGUGCAGUCCUGGGUGCACCUGUUACUGCUGGUGCUGGGGAUGCUACUUCUGCAGAAUCAGAGAGUACAAGCGUUGAGAACGAUACCACUAAGGAUGUCACUGGCAAAACUAUUGCUGGGAGGAGGGCUAGGAGCAGCACCAAAGGUUUAAGUGCUGCUGCCCUUGUGCUCGCUGAGCUGGCGCUUAGCUGGCAUGACGUGGCGUGGGCAUUGCAGGAGGGCGAGGCCUGUGCUGGUCUGAAGCUGGAGGCUCUGGCAUGGCAGCAUGCUGCAUCCAUGGCCGCAGGAUCCUCUUUCAAAGAUUCAAUCCGAGCCAUCCAUUCCACUCAACCAAAUCUGAUUCCGGAAUUAGAUUCAACCGCCCUGUCCAACCCUACUAGCCAAACGAAUUCCACAGGGCAAUCCAAUCCUGCAAAGCUGGAUGUUUUGUCUGUAGCAGGGGCGGCGGUGUGGGCGGCAGUGGGGGCGUGCAGCGAGAUGCCGCGAGCGUGGCUGGCAUACGCCCAGUGGCUGGACUGCAUGGCUGACACACGCAUGCCCUGCCAUGCUGGCAUGCUUGGUGCUGACGUGGCGCAAGGCAAUGGCACAGGAGGGGAAGGAGAGGGGAGAAGGGAGGAUGGGGAGGAGCAGGAGGUGGAUGUGGUAGCAGCGCUGCCUGCGUCUCUGGAUGAUGAUUACCCUGUCAAUUCUGCUGCUGCUGCUGCUGCUGCUGCUGGUAUCAACGGCAUAAGUAAAUCGAGGUCUGGGCAGGGUGCCAUCUCCCCACCAUCUUUUCAGCUGCCAGAUACCCUCUCGCUCUCUCCUGCACUCUCUCCUCUUGGGGCCGGUUUUGGUGCAACUGCUGCUGCACCUGCUGCCGCUGCAGAAACCGCUGCUGCUGCUAGUGAAGGGGUGCAUGCUACAAGUGGUGCAUCGGAGACUGUCCUUGCUGGGUUCACGGAGGGAGAGAGGGAGGCUGUGCUGUGCGCUGUUACCCACCUUCUGAACCACCUGCGUCUGUCCGUACCUCAUGCUGGUAGUACCUCUACUGGUAUUGAUGUUAAUACUGCUGGCAGUGCUGGUGUUACUGCUGCUUCAUCCGGCACAGAGGCGGCCGAAAUGGUCGCGGAGGGAGCAGCAGCACUAGAAGCAGCAGGAGAAGCAGCACAAGCCUCCGCGCUCCCAGCUGCCCAAUCACUCGCUGCCACGUGUCUGGCCAUCAUGCACCGAUUCCUGCUGCUCCCAGCCCCACCAGCCUCGUUCUCCAACACUCUUCCCCAGCCCCUCUCCGUCUCCCCCUCUCAUGUCAAGUCCAAGGGAACAGAUGGAUUGCAUGUGGUCGGCACGGGAGGGGAUGUGGGUGGACUAGAUGCGGGUGGGUUGAAUGGUGGGUUGGACAGUGGGUUGGACGGUCGGUUUGAGGUGCGGUGCGUGGGAGGAGUGUCAGGGGCGAGUGAUCAGGUAGAGGAGUGCUUACGCCAGGAGUUGCUGCAACAGCUGAGGGCAGAGCUAGCGCAGCAGCUUAGAGCCGUGCCGGGAGGAGAGCAGCUGGGUUACUGUGGUGAGGAUAACAGUGGGGAUGAUGCUGCUGCUGCUGGUGCCGCUGGCACUGCUGGUGCUGUGGCAGCGGUGGCAGCACCAGCAGUAGAAACGACUGUGGCAGCAGCAGUGCAUCUGCUGCUCGCCACCUGGCGCACCGCCCGUUUCCGUGCGCUGUCAACGCGACACCUGGCAGCGCGCGCGUACAUGCGUUUCCUGCAGCUGACUGGGUCGUCUUGGGGAGGAGGAGGAAAGUGGGGUGGGGUGUUGUGGGAAGGAGGAGGGGUUGGUGGGAGGAGUGGGGAAGAUGGCGGAAGGAAGAGCAGGAAGAGGAGCAAGGGGAGUGCGAGUGGUGCAAGGGAGAAUGGCAGGGAAGAAGAUACGAUGAGCAGGAAGGAGGGAUGGUCGCAGGGUGUGGAGGGGUUGGAGAGAGGUCAGAAGGGGUGGGAGGCUGCUGGGAUGGGUGGGGCGAAGCAGAGCGGGUGGGAGGAGAGGAUGGAAGAGGAUGGUGGCUUGUGUGGCGAGGGAGCUGCGGCUGGUGGGAGUGGAGUGCUGACAUGUGUCGCGAUGCGAGUGGUGGAUAUUCUCAUGCAGCACGGCUCGCAUAUGCCGCCCGUGAUUGCCACCCCCGUGGAUGUUGGAUGCCAACAUGCCUGGCAGCCCAUUCUCCCGCAGCUCCUCGCAGCAAUAUCAGCACAGCGCAGUGCAUCAGUCAGGCUGCAGCUGACACGUGUCCUGCUCUCAUUGGCCGGCGCCGUCCCGGCCCUGGUGGUGUUCCCGUUGUGUGCGGCUGAGAAGCACCGCCUGCAGCACCUCAGCCUCGCGCUCGCCUCCCUCCCUGCUGCUGCUCCUCCUACCGCCCCUCCUCCUACCGCCCCUCCUCCUACCGCCCCUCCUCCUGCCGCCCCUCCUGCCGCCCCUCCUGCCGCCCCUCCUGCCGCCCCUCCUGCCGCCCCUCCUGCCGCCCCUUCUGCCGCCUCUCCUUUUUCUCCCCCACAUUUCCCGGCCAAUCUGGCCGGUUCCACAAAUGCUGCUGUUGCUCCUUCGUUCGUCGAUGCUGCUGAUCCAUCAGUCGUGGUUGGUGACGUGGCAGCUGACCUGGCAUGGCACGUGGCGCUAUCUCAAGCCACACCGGGAUGGCAUCAGCUGCGAGCCGCUCUUUCCUUCCUGGUACUCGUUUGGAGACCUGCUCCCUCCUACCCUUCCUCCUACCCUUCCUGCCCUUUCUCCUAUCCUUCCUCCUGCCCUUCCUCCUGCCCCUUCCGUUCCGUGCCUCUCUACCUCCAAAUUUCCCUGCCCCUACCUCUCUAUCUCAAUCUCCGCCCUCUCAUCUCUGCAGCUGUAGCGGCGCUGCAGUCGCCGCCCGCUGACGUCAGCAGCGGCGCACUACGAGACAAAUGCCGCCCGCUGGAGGCGGCUGUAGCGGCGCUGCAGAGGGAGCAGAGGCGGUUCCUCGCGCUGCCAGAUGUCGCACCAGGAUUCGCCGAUUUUAGGGACACUGCAGCCCCAGUCCCUGGUUGCUUAUCCAACUCCGUUACAAGCAGAUUCGUUACAGGGAGUAGUGAUUUUGACGCUAUAAAGAAUUUUUGUGCUUAUAACGAAGGGCUAGUGACAGUAGCUGCUGUGAGAGACAAGGUGGAAGUUCUCAGCACCAAGACCCGCCCCAAGCGCAUCGUGAUCGUCGGAUCCGACGGCCAGGAUCGCAGCUUCCUGAUCAAGGGCCGUGAGGACCUCCGAUUGGACGCGCGGAUCUCCCAGCUCUUCCAAGCAGCCAAUGCGCUGAUGCAGAGCCACGGACCAACCAGGAAGCGACAGCUGGCGGUAAGGCAGUAUGAGGUGGUGCCGACGGGGAGUCAGUCUGGAAUGAUUCAAUGGUUGGAGGGGCUGCAUAGCCUGUACUCACUGUAUAAGGCGUGGCAGUCACGACAGGCUGCUGCUGCCACCGCUGCUGCUGCUGCUGCUGCUGCUGGCGGUGCUGCUGGUGGUGGUGUGGGAGGGAAAGGGCCAGCAGCGGCAUCAUCGGCAGCAGCAGCAGCAGGAGCAGCAGGAGCAGCGGCAGCAGCGGCGGCGCCAGCAGCAGCAGCAGUGCAGCGGCCCACGGAGAUGUUUUUUGCCAAGGUGUCGGCAGCGCUGCAGGCGAGAGGCAUGAGUCGGAGCACGCCGCGCUCUGAUUGGCCGGCGGACUUGAAGCGCGGCGUGUUUGAUGUGCUGGCGCGGGAAGUGCCACGUCAGCUGCUGGCGAAGGAGAUGUGGAGCUCAACGACUGGCUCUGAGGGGUGGUGGGGCAAGCAGCAGCGGUGA